AUGGCCGAAGUACCUCCCAGCUCUAGCGUUGACGCCUCUUCGGAGAACACGCCGGCUCCUCCAUUGGCACCCCCAACGCCGAUAACGUAUAGCUACCAGCCGUUGUCGCCGCAAGCAAAGAAAGCGAAGUAUUUCGCCGAGGGUGACAAGAAACCUUUUAAUGUGCAGGAAACAGCUACAAGAUUCAGGUAUUUACUGGGACUAACUGGCCUGUUUCAGCAUUUUCUGCAAUCAAAGGCUUCUAGCGACCCCAAAUUUGCUGAAGUUUGGAAAUUGCUGCAACAGGAUAAGACAGACACAAACAGAUCUGGUCAGGAUCACAGACACCGAAAGACUGAAAAGGAGGAGGAUGCAGAGCUCCUGAAAGACGAGGACUUGUUGUCGGACAAUUUUGAGUUCACCGAGAGCCCCUCAUAUAUCAAUGGAACACUUAGACCGUACCAAAUACAGGGACUCAAUUGGCUGAUCUCGCUCAAUCAAAACAACCUUUCGGGAAUCUUGGCGGACGAAAUGGGUUUGGGAAAAACGCUGCAAACAAUCGCGUUUCUUGGUUAUCUUCGAUACAUCAAGGGUAUAGCGGGACCGCAUCUGGUGAUUGUUCCAAAGUCGACGCUGGAGAAUUGGCAAAGAGAGUUCGCUAAAUGGACUCCCCAGGUGGAAACAUUGGUUCUAACCGGAGAUCAGCAACAGAGAAACGAAAUUAUCAAAGAGAACCUGAUGACGUGCAGGUUUGACGUUGUUAUAUCCUCGUACGAGAUAGUCAUUAGAGAAAAGACGGCAUUAAAGAAGUUUGCAUGGGAGUACAUUGUGGUUGACGAGGCCCAUCGCUUAAAGAACGAAGACUCGCUUUUGUCUCAAAUCAUCAGAACCUUCCACUCAAGAAAUAGACUGCUCAUCACCGGUACCCCUUUACAGAAUAAUUUACACGAGCUCUGGGCUUUGCUCAACUUUCUGCUUCCGGACGUUUUCGCAGACUCAGAGACGUUCGACGACUGGUUUUCCUCAGGCGACUCAGAAAACAAGGACGAAACAAUUGUUAAUCAACUGCAUAAAGUUUUGCAGCCUUUCCUAUUGAGAAGAAUAAAGUCAGACGUCGAGAAAAACUUGCUACCAAAAAAAGAGCUCAACGUGUAUGUUGGGAUGACAGAGAUGCAGAAGAAGUGGUACCAAAAGCUUCUAGAGAGAGACAUAGACGCCGUUAAUGGUGCGAAUGGAAAACGCGAGUCGAAGACCAGACUGCUCAACAUAGUCAUGCAACUGAGAAAGUGCUGCAACCACCCGUAUCUAUUCGAAGGAGCGGAGCCAGGCCCUCCAUACACAACAGACGAGCACCUGAUUUACAACUCGCAGAAGAUGAAGGUACUGGAUAAGAUGCUCAAACGGUUCAAGGAGCAAGGUUCCCGUGUGCUGAUCUUCUCGCAGAUGAGUAGAAUGCUGGACAUUUUGGAAGAUUACUGCUCAUUCAGAGGAUAUGAGUACUGUCGUAUUGAUGGACAAACCGACCAUGUUGAUAGAAUCCGGGCCAUUGACGAGUACUCUGCUCCUGACUCCAAGAAGUUUGUUUUCCUGCUCACCACAAGAGCUGGUGGACUCGGUAUCAACCUGACGUCUGCGGACAUUGUCUUUCUGUAUGACUCUGACUGGAAUCCGCAGGCGGAUCUGCAAGCUAUGGAUCGUGCUCAUCGUAUUGGACAGACGAAGCAAGUCAGGGUGUUUAGAUUCGUGACCCAAAAAGCCAUUGAGGAAAAGGUGUUGGAGAGGGCCUCUCAGAAACUGAGAUUAGAUCAACUAGUCAUCCAGCAAGGUAGACAGAUGAACGUUCAGCAGGAUAAGACGAAGGCCAACUCCAAGGAUGAGUUGUUAAACAUGAUCCAAUACGGUGCUGCCGAUGUACUGGGCCAGAACCUUGAGAGUUCCAAAGAAGAAGAAAAAGAACAGUUGGAUGAUGAUGAGAUAGAAAUGAUUUUGAUGGAGUCAGAGAAGAAAACACAAGAGUUAAACAACAAGUAUUCGAAGCUUGGACUCGAUGACUUACAGAAUUUCGCUACAGCGUCGGACUCUUUGUAUGAGUGGGAUGGUAAGACGUUCCAGAAAAAGGACCCAGCGGUGGCGGGGCCUCUUGGAAACGUCUACACAUGGAUCAACCCUUCAAAGAGAGAGCGGAAGGAGAAUUACUCCAUCGACAACUAUUAUAGAGAUGUUCUCAACCCAGGCCACCGGUCUGGCUCUGCUCAGCCUCAAUUUCCGGGCGUCAAGCCACUCAAACAAACUCCGAUUUACGACCAUCAAUUUUUCCCGGCACAAUUAUGGGAGCUGUACGAUCUGGAGCGCAAUUAUUACAAGAGAAAGACAAAACAAGCAGCCGAGUUGGCUAAGGGUCCCGGCACGGCUGAGCAGCGCAAGCUGAACCAGCAGCUUGAGCAGCUCGAGAUAGAUCAUUCGAGAGCACUAACCGAUGAAGAAGAGCAGCUGAAGCAGGAGCUACUUACUCAAGGAUUCCACAACUGGAGCAGGCGCGACUUCUACCAGUUCAUCUCUUUGAACGUCAAGUACGGUCGCACAGCCAUUUCUUCAAUAGCUGCCGAGUUUGAGGACAAAACUUACGAAGAUGUCAAGGAAUAUGCGCAGGCGUUCUGGGACAACAUUGCAAGUAUCGAGGGCUACGAAAGGUAUGUUGGCCAGAUCGAGGCUGGCGAGGAGAAGAUCAGAAAGGUGAAAAUCCAGAAAGAGGCUCUGCGUCGGAAAAUGGCCGAGACUAGCUGCCCGUUACUGGAACUCACGCUCAAGUUCCCUCCGUCGUCAUCUCUCUCGUCGUCAAAGAGAGUUUUCAGCGAAGCAGAAGAUCGGUACCUGCUAGUGCAACUUUACCGACUGGGUCUCGACACUGAGGACAUAUACGAGCGCAUUCUGGAGCAAAUCAGGCUGAGCCCGAUGUUUGAGUUUGAUUUCUUUUUCCAGAGCCGAAAUGCCACCGAGAUCAACCGGAGAUGUGCGACACUGCUGGGCUGUGUCGUGAAGGAAUACGAGCGCAGCAUUCCCAGCAAGCGAGAGCCGACAGCAAAGGUUGCGGGCUCGGCGGCCAAAAAGUCCCGAAGAAAAUAG
This is a messenger RNA of Ogataea angusta, 3102 nucleotides long. RefSeq lists its product as uncharacterized. Gene Ontology annotation, biological process: nucleosome organization; regulation of transcription by RNA polymerase II. The coding region runs from base 1 to 3102 and encodes 1033 amino acids. The transcript has a single exon. Gene Ontology annotation, cellular component: chromatin; nucleus. The record is from RefSeq and is a predicted model, not a curated record. Gene Ontology annotation, molecular function: nucleosome binding; DNA binding; ATP hydrolysis activity. NCBI's taxonomy places the organism in Eukaryota, Fungi, Ascomycota, Pichiomycetes, Pichiales, Pichiaceae.